Molecule: messenger RNA, 2128 nt
Organism: Aspergillus calidoustus
Lineage: Eukaryota; Fungi; Ascomycota; Eurotiomycetes; Eurotiales; Aspergillaceae
Source: the annotation of a GenBank genome assembly
CUCCUCAUCGCCUAUCCUUCCUGUCUCAUCACCACCUUCAAAAUUCCAUCAAACAUCGCCCCCAGACACCAAAACACUGCGAAUUUCCGGCUAUUUUGUCAGAAACACUCUCAAAGACAUGGACAACGGAUCUAGAAAACGAAAGGCGGAGACGCCCUUGGAGACUGAGCGUCCAAGUCCAUCCCUUUAUCAUCCUCGUCCACUUCGUCUCCUUCGUCCAGCCGAGCUCUCUGGUAUAGGGCUAUCGCUGUCUCCCUCGCAGCCCGCAGCUGCUACUGGGCAGAUCAACCAAGGCGACCCCAGCCCGUAUGCCGGUGAUGUAGUUCACGUCUACAUCGGCAGAACCCGCGCCGACUACCCUACCAAGAAGCGUCUCAUCGAGCUCAGCGCCCCCGAUCUCCCCAUCCGUGCAGAUGCACUCGGCUACCACCACGUCUACCUCACCGAUAUCCACGUCUACCUCACCGAUAUCGACGAGACCAUCGGCCAUAUUCUUUUGCACUUUCUCCGCACUGGCGACUACGCAACCUGGCCUCCCCGCCACGCCGGUGCGAAGCUUACCUCGGCCGAGAUCAGGGACGACUACACCAAGGCCGUACUUGCCUACCGGGCAGCACAACGAUACAAUAUCACCCUUUUGAGUCUUCGAGCGCGCCACCAGAUGUUUAUCCAAGGAGGAAGCCUCGCGGCGGUCGAGGCCAUGGACGUGUUUCGGAGGUAUUGGGAAGGACUCUCCGGGGACAAUUUUAUAACGGACGAGAUAAGACGACUGCUGGGGAAUGCGUUUAGGGCCAACGAGCGGCUUUUCGAGGACAAGAGGUUCAACGAUCUUCUUGGUGGACCACCUGACUUUGAUCGGAUUCUUGGUGACGUUAUGCUCGAUCUGGUCAAGGGAAGAAUCGACGACCUUUCCCGGGCUGAGGCGGAGGCCCAGCGCGCCGCACCUGCCGUAGCAUCGCAGCCGCAGCCGCAGCCGCCGCCGCAGUGCAAUAAGCCAUUCCCGGUAUUUGGAAUGGAUGAUUUGGCCUUGAGUGGCUUGCCGUUCAAUCAAAAGCUCCCUCCGGUCUCUCAUACGAAACACCUCCCGGUCAUUGACUUUAACCUGAGACUCCCUCAGAUCUCUAAUACAAAGGUCCUCCCUGUCAUUGACUCUAACUUGAGACUCCCUCCUAUCGCUGCGUGGCUCAACGCACUUCGCGAAGCGGAACCUCACGAGUUGAAUAUCCAUCAGGACGAGGAAUCAGACAGACCCACGGAUUGGGACUCGAGCGACUCGGACCUCUGCUCCAUUAUGGACGAAGACUCUGAUACAUCUACCGUGACACCAAAAGCGUAUAUCGAUGAAUCAGACAGACCUACAGAUUGGGACUCGAGCGACUCGGACCUAUACUUCAUUAUGGACGAAGCCUCCGAGACAACUACCGUGACACCGGAUACGUAUAUUGAUACGGAUAUCGAGGGACCAGACUCAGACAGACCCACAGAUUGGGAUACAAGCGACUCGGAAAUGUUCGACUUUCUCGAGGACGAUGACUCUGAUAAAUCUACCGUGACACCAGAUACUUAUAUCAAUGAAUCAGACUCAGACGGACCCACAGAAAACGAGUUGGAAAUGUUCGACUCUCUCAAGGACAAAGAUUGUGAUACAACCAGCACGACACCAAAUACAGACAUCGAUGGAUCGGACUCGGACAGACUCACAGACUGGGACUCGAGCGACUCGGAAUUAUACUUUAUUAUGGACAAAGUCUCCGACACGGCCAGCACCAGCACGACCCCAGAUACAGAGGUCGACGGAGCGGACCAAGAGGAGACCGAUUACGCAUCUCUCGCUUUGCCCCCCAGCUUCAUGGACCGUCUCGACUUUCUCCUGCAUGGGGACUUUAGCACGAGCAGCAACCCAUCGUAUCAGGACUGCGAUGGAGAGGGCCUCGAGAGUCCUUAUUACAGAGCUCUCGAUGCUCCGCCCGAAGCCAUGAUCGGCUUCGACUUUCUUCUUCAUGAAGACUUUGAGACCGGCAGCGUGGCCCCCGACGAGGAUAUACAUGGAGACGAGGAUGCGGACUACAGAUCUCUCGACGGUCCUCCCGGACCCAUGCCCCGUGGGUUCUUCGACUGCGCAUGCUAG